Molecule: messenger RNA, 3062 nt
Organism: Frankliniella occidentalis (western flower thrips)
Lineage: Eukaryota; Metazoa; Arthropoda; Insecta; Thysanoptera; Thripidae
Product: transmembrane protein 184C
Exons: 8
Coding region: 305-1750 (481 amino acids)
Biological process (GO): transport
Molecular function (GO): transporter activity
Source: RefSeq, a predicted model, not a curated record
UCAUACUGCACUUGGAUGUUUUGUUUUGGUUUUGUAACCGCUGUCUCGUCUGCUCGAAUGAGUUCUCGAAUCAGCUGGAUUCUAUGUUUUUCUUUUAGUUUACGUGUUGAUGAAGUAUUUCCCGUGCUUUUACUCAGCUGUGUCCUUCCCGAAAAUGAGCGUUUGUUUAGACGUGUAUUCUGCUCGGUCACGGAGUCCAGACUCUCGUCCCUAGCCCUUCGUUAUCAGGAGCUUGUCAGUCAGUCGUGAUAUAACCUCACUGAUAGGGGACGAACCGUCCCGAGUUUUACAAAAUCAAACAAAUAUGUGUCUCCAAGCGUUGCUCAGCUUUUUCCGGAAAUGGAGGUACUGGAUUCGUCCGGCUGUCAUGACGGUGUACACCAUCGUCAUCGUCAUGCUACUGCCCAUCCUCGUAGUGCGAGUGGUGCAGAAUGGCUUCCAGAAAAGUGAUCAGGGAAUUCUUAUCGGCGGAGUGUUUGUACUAAUGGCUCUACCCAUAGCAUUUUGGCAAAUUACCCAGCAUAUGGUCCACUACACGAAACCCAGGCUGCAAAAGCAUAUAAUUAGAAUACUUUGGAUGGUACCAUUAUAUGCUACAAAUGCUUGGCUUGGCAUGAUUAUACCAGCACAGUCAAUAUAUUUUGAUAGUUUACGAGAGUGCUAUGAAGCUUAUGUGAUUUACAAUUUUAUGAAGUUUCUUUUCAAUUACUUAAAUGAGGAGGAAGUUAAUUUUGUGUCAAACCUGGAACUGAAACCACAAACAAAACACUUCUUUCCGCUGUGUUGCCUUCCUACCUGGGAAAUGGGCAGGGAGCUAGUACACAAUUGUAAGCAUGGAAUUCUACAGUACGCAGUUGUGCGUCCUGUGACCACUGCUAUUUCUUUUAUCUGUGAACUUGCUGAUGUUUACAAAGAAGGCGAAUUUAAAGGAAACUCAGCAUUCCCCUACAUGAUAGCAGUAAAUAACUUUUCUCAGUUUAUAGCCAUGUACUGUUUGGUUUUAUUUUACAAAGCCAACAAAGAGGAAUUAUCGCCUAUGAAGCCCAUAGGAAAAUUUCUGUGUAUAAAAGCUGUUGUGUUCUUCUCCUUUUUCCAAGGAGUCAUUAUAUCUCUGUUGGUAUACACAGGUGUCAUAUCGUCAGUUUUUGGCACAGAAGAUCAAUCUGACGUGAAAGACAUAUCUUCCCGGCUACAGGACUUUUUAAUCUGUAUUGAAAUGUUCCUAGCAGCAGUUGCUCACCAUUACAGUUUUUCAUACAAACCUUAUGUGAAUGAUGCUGCUGAGCACAAGUCAUGCUGUGAUGCUUUCUUAGCUAUGUGGGAUUUGUCUGAUGUUCAUUCAGAUGUAAAGGAACACAUUGGUGUUGUUGGGAGCAGCCUUAGCCGUCAUAUUCGAGGAAGAGGAAUGUACAAGUCACCAAGUGAGGGUACUCGACUUUUGAUGCCUGUGGAAGUAGACUAUGCUCCAGAAGCAACAGAAAAUGUUGUUUAUCAGAGUGCUCCAGGAAGACUCAACGCACUUACUCCAUAUCAAAAUUACAGCAGCUUUGGGGACAGUCAAGAAAGUGGUUCUAUAAGUGGCACUAGUUCAGUAACAAGUCACAAUGAAACAUCUUCUGCUCUCAGUCCAGUCUCCAGAGAAGUAACAACACCAGAGGUAGAUAUCCUCGUUGACUUCACAGAUUUGUCACCAGAUGCGGAAAAAAUGUACCCUGCUCCAUCUUACCCCCAGAGUACUGAGAAAAAGUAAGGAAUGUUUGAAUUCCUUUGUAAUAUUUCAUGAUUGCAGCUGCUUUUUAUGUUGGUUGUUUCUCGACCAAUGUUGAUGUUAUUUUGUAACACCUGUUUUCAAACAGCAUAUAAACAAGGCAUUCUGUGAUACAUUAAAUUGUGUUAAUUGCGGACUAAAUUGAAAUAUUUUUGUACAUUUGAGAUACAAGUAAAUUAGUCAUGUUCUAAAUUUCUGUGUUUUGUGACAACAGGAUUUUGAGCAGUGCUAUGUUUGAGCAAUGAAUAUCCCCAUUCUUGAGCCUCAAUUGACCAGAAUUGUAAUUUUUUAAUGCUUGAAUUUUAUAAAAGAAUCGAGAAUAUUACCGUUUACAGUAAUAUGUUAAAAAUAUUUCUAAUGAACAGUAUCAGGGGUAUACCUCUACUUUUAGUUACAUGAUUAAAGAGCUAAUUAGUUCUUUUUAAUAGAGAGUUUGAGUAUUAUGACUUGAGCAUUAUAUUUUAUGUUAUUUAAUCCUUUAUGUUCAUAGAUGUAAUUUAACUGUGACUUAAAUGCUGUGAUUGAAUUACUCUUUUUUACACUGUUGGCAUAGUUACACUAAGCAAGUGCAACUGAUGUCCUAUGGAAAUAUUUUCCUCAUGAAUGUAGGAAAGUAACUAGACAGCAGAUCUUUAAAACUGUGUGGUUUUGUAUUUUAUAAAUAAAAUUUUUAUGGAGAGAUAUGUGUAGAAAAUGUAGAGUACAUUCUUCUUGAUACCUUUUUAUUGAACUUCCUCAUCUCAGGUCUUUUAAAGCAAUGUAUGUGCAAUGCCCAAUCCGUGCCUUGCAGAAUUGUUUUCCAUUAAUGUAGGUAGAUUUUUGUUGUUGUUCUUUAGGCAAAAGAGUGAACCUAGUUAUUUUAAUGUCAGUUACGGUCUAAUCAUUCCACAUGUACGUAUCUUUUAAGCAAAGCCUAAAGGUAGAGAAAUCAACUCAUAUCUGUUGUAAAAAAAAAAUUUCCUUUCAAGUGUCUCUUAUUAAGUUAUUCAAAUAAGUAGGGACACUGUAAUAAAAUUCUCUUUUGAUAUACUAUCUACCUACUUAUGUUUAUUUGUUGAAGGUAAAUUUGUUGUAAACAGGAGCUCUGUGAUUGAGUUACUUCCCUUUUUGAAAUGACCUGCUUAAUUUGUACUUUGGUGUGUAUUGUAUAGAUGCUCCUCAAACCUUAUCCCAAUAUUUGCCAUCUAUGUAAUUAGUGAUUGGCAUUCUACAGGCUCUUGUCUUGAAGUGUUACGUAGAGUUGUACUGAUUGUGAUAUCCCAUUUCAUCGGAUUAAACUAGUCUUUUAACUACA